AUAAUUGACACAAUCAUAUAUGGAGCCCUUCUUAAUACAGUGCCCACCAAUCAUGGUACCGAACUGCUGCUUUUUGGUCAUAUAAUUUCCACGGUUAAGGUACAAUGUACAACUUUUUUUUUUGUUAUGGUACACAAAAUAUGCUGUAUUUGGUUAGGCACAUGUAAGCGAGCUAAGAGUUGGACUAAUUUCCAUACAUAUGAGCGAGCUAAGGUUGUCGACAUAUUGAGUUGUCAAAGUGUUCCGAUAGUACCAUUACAACCCUUUAGUGCAUAUGCUUCAUCAAUUAUCCCUACGUGAUCUUGGAAUCAGCCUAGUAUUCACACAUAAAUGAGCAAGGAUUAAUAAUGCUGUCUCUUUUAAUUAGAUGGGAAUGUUAAGUUUCGCAUUAGAUCCGAGUCUGUGGUUUACCAGCAGGCACAUCUUGGUUCCAUCCUUUUUUUAAGUUCAGCAAGUACGCUGGAGCUGACACCCACAAGGCAUGUGCAGCCAACCAUAGUUUCCCUUUGCCAUUACUUUCAUCUAUAAUAUGGUAUCCUAUUAGAGUUCUAUGACAAAGGCUUUCACGAAGCCUUUGCUUUCCAUAUUAAUCCUACUUUCAAAUGCUUUCCACCUAACAGUGGCCUAUAGAGGAAAUUAUUAAGGGUCUAGGUAAAACACCAUAAUCACUUGGCUCAAUUAACAACACAGAUGUUUCCCAUUUCCUUUCCAACCUUCCUCUAAACUUAUGUUUUAAAUGUGGUAAACACAAGACACAAUCAUGAUUAGCAUGACCUACUUGCCAAUUGUGCAUAAAUGAUUAUUCUUGAACUGGUUUCCCUUCAAAGCCUGCUCCCCGUUUAUGCCUGAGAAUGAAAGCGUCCAGGCAACAGAACAAGAAGCAACAGCUUCAGCAGAGAGGAUGCAGGGCUUUGUGUUGCAGUAGCAGGCUUAGCGUAUCUUCGUCAGAGGAAGCAGAGAGCUCAAAUUCCGAGAGGUUUGCGUCAGUUUCAACCCUAGCGCACGCCAUGGUGCAAGAGAGACUGGAUCAAAUGAUUAGAGAAAGGCAGGAGGCAAGACAAUUAGAGAGAAGAAGGCCGCAAAAAUCAGGUCAUGAAGGGACUAAGUUUGUUUUGGUGAUGGCCAUGGAAAAGUGCUCCUACGAUCCCAGAGAGGAUUUUAGGGAGUCCAUGGUUGAGAUGAUCAUAGCAAAUCGGAUUCAAGAACCAAAAGAUCUUCGUAGUCUCUUGAAUUAUUAUAUUUCAAUGAAUUCUGAGGAGUACCAUGGAAUUAUACUUGAGAUUUUCCAUGAGGUUUGCACCCAUUUAUUCUUAUUUUGUAAAUGCAAUUAAACAAUGUGAAAUCGAUUAGUGUCAUGUUUGGAUCUAUGAUAAUGCAUACAACCA
This is a messenger RNA of Carya illinoinensis, 1385 nucleotides long. RefSeq names its product probable transcription repressor OFP9. Gene Ontology annotation, biological process: negative regulation of DNA-templated transcription. Lineage: Eukaryota; Viridiplantae; Streptophyta; Magnoliopsida; Fagales; Juglandaceae. The transcript has a single exon. The record is from RefSeq and is a predicted model, not a curated record. The coding region runs from base 852 to 1331 and encodes 159 amino acids.